AUGCCAUCAUUACCGCAUGUAUAUACAUCACCAGAUGGUAAAAUUGCAGACUACCACUCACAGCGUUCCGCUAAACGAAAACGAGCUGUUUAUGAACAGUUGGAUGCGGACAGUUCAUUGGUUGCCGACAAUGACACCUACCAUGCAGCGUCAACAACUCCUUAUAUGAGUGAUGAUAUCACUAAAGAGGAGAGAAGUAAUACUAGCACUACUACAACAACAAUGGGCGAGACAGACACAACAGCAACCACUGUGGAACUGGAACAAACCUCUGCGCCUACUAACACAACAGUAGCAAUGAAUGAAAAUGUCAGUGAGACGACAGAUAUGAACAGAGAAAAGCACUCAGCUUCCAGGAAUACUACUACUACGACGACGACAACAACAACCAAUGGUCGGACGAUGACAAUACAGAUGACUACCACUACUACUACUACUGCAGCUGCCAUCACCAAACUUCCUACAAGACUGGAUGAAAAUGAACGACACGCAACAUGGUCAACAUCACCAGGUCAUCGGAUAUCACGCAUUGGGGAUAGUGAUUACGAGACUGCCUUUCAGCCUUUUUCAGCUCCAGUCGAUAUAACGCAUACUAAAAGUGGGCAGGCUACGCUGAAACAUCAACAGAUAUUAAGAAGGCAGGCUGAGAAAUCAAAUUACGGUGGAUUACCCUAUGGUGGUGUUGUUAGUCUUUCGAUAUUGGGUGUAACAUUUGGCCUACUGUUUCUUCUUUGGUUCUGUAAACGUUGUGUCCUGAGAAAACGUCGAUCGAAGAAAGAUGGCAAGAAGAUGUCGCUGGCUGGUGGCAAGUUGGCUGCUGAUUUGAAAACUGCUGCGCAUUUAUCUGAAGUAUUAAAAAAUCAAGAUACUGUUGCUCUGAAAUCUGACAUGGAAAUGAAUGAAAGUGAACAAGCUGGUGAAAAAGUGAAACAGUAUUGUGGAAAACUUCAAUUCUCACUGGAUUAUGACUUUCAGAAAGCUGAGUUAACAGUUGGUGUCAUUCAAGCGUGUGAUCUACCAGCUAUGGAUAUGUGUGGUACAUCUGACCCUUAUGUGAAAGUGACUCUAUUACCAGAUAAGAAGAAAAAAUAUGAAACUAAAGUUCAUCGAAAAAUACUCAAUCCAGUAUUUAAUGAAACAUUUAUUUUUAAGAUUCCCUAUGCUGAGAUUACAGCGAAAACAGUUCAAUUCACCGUGUACGAUUUCGAUCGAUUUUCUAAACAUGAUCAAAUUGGACAAAUUAAAGUACCUCUGAGCACUGUAGAUUUAUGCAAUGUAAUUGAAGAAUGGCGCGAAUUGAAUCCACCAGAAGGUGAAGGGGAAAAAGAAAAUCGUUUAGGUGAUAUUUGCUUUUCACUACGUUAUGUACCAACUUCGGGUCGUUUGAAUGUCAAUAUACUUGAAGCGAAAAAUUUGAAGAAGAUGGAUGUCGGUGGACUUUCAGAUCCCUAUGUGAAAUUAUCGUUAAUGUUUAAUGGGAAACGUGUUAAAAAGAAAAAGACAACAAUUAAAAAGUAUACACUGAAUCCAUAUUACAAUGAAUCGUUUGCAUUCGAUGUUCCAUUCGAUCAGAUACAAAAAGUCAACCUCAUUGUUACAGUUGUCGAUUAUGAUCGUAUCGGUACCUCAGAACCAAUUGGUCGUGUUGUACUUGGUUGUAAUGCUACAGGCGCUGCUCUACGCCAUUGGUCUGACAUGUUGGCGAAUCCAAGACGACCAAUCGCCCAAUGGCAUACACUACAAGAUAUGCCAGAAAAGAAUUAA
Molecule: messenger RNA, 1764 nt
Organism: Trichobilharzia szidati
Lineage: Eukaryota; Metazoa; Platyhelminthes; Trematoda; Strigeidida; Schistosomatidae
Source: the annotation of a GenBank genome assembly